Suncus etruscus (white-toothed pygmy shrew) is the source of this 832-nucleotide messenger RNA. It is a transcript of the gene HSPB1, whose product is annotated as heat shock protein family B (small) member 1. The transcript is spliced from 3 exons. Gene Ontology annotation, biological process: response to heat; protein refolding. Gene Ontology annotation, molecular function: protein folding chaperone. Lineage: Eukaryota; Metazoa; Chordata; Mammalia; Eulipotyphla; Soricidae. Bases 74 to 703 code for a protein of 209 amino acids. The record is from RefSeq and is a predicted model, not a curated record.
AUAAAAGCACCGCGGGGUGCAGCGCCCCGGCACUUCUCCGAUCGCCUCCAGACGCACCCCACAGCACCCCAGCAUGACCGAGCGCCGCGUGCCCUUCUCGCUCCUGCGGAGCCCCAGCUGGGACCCCUUCCGAGACUGGUACCCGGCGCACAGCCGCCUCUUCGACACGGCCUUCGGGAUGCCGCGGCUGCCCGAGGAGUUUUCGCAGUGGCUCGGCUCCAGCGGCUGGCCGGGCUACGUGCGCCCGCUGCCCGGGGCGCCGGUGGACGGGGCCCCCGCCGUGGCCGUGGCCGCCCCGGCUUACAGCCGCGCGCUCAGCCGGCAGCUCAGCAGCGGCGUCUCGGAGCUCCGGCACACGGCCGACCGCUGGCGCGUGGCCCUGGACGUCAACCACUUCGCCCCCGAGGAGCUGACGGUCAAGACCAAGGACGGCGUGGUGGAGAUCACCGGCAAGCACGAAGAGAGACAAGACGAGCACGGUUACAUCUCCCGGUGCUUCACUCGCAAAUACACGCUGCCCCCUGGUGUGGAUCCCACCCAGGUCUCCUCCUCCCUGUCCCCUGAGGGUAUGCUCACCGUGGAGGCCCCCAUGCCCAAACCAGCCACCCAGUCGUCUGAAAUCACCAUCCCGGUCACCUUUGAGUCCCGUGCCCAGCUCUCAGGCCCAGAAGCAGGGAAAUCCGAGCAGGCUGCAGCCAAGUAAAGCGCUUCGGGGCCUCUGGUCACCGCCCACCCCAGGAAUCUCUGUCCUUCCUCUGUACCCCAGUCUCCCUGCCCAGCUCUUUUGAUACUCCCUCUUUUGUUUUUCUCUAAUAAAGUUGGAUACAUCCCA